Spirometra erinaceieuropaei is the source of this 770-nucleotide messenger RNA. The record is from the annotation of a GenBank genome assembly. NCBI's taxonomy places the organism in Eukaryota, Metazoa, Platyhelminthes, Cestoda, Diphyllobothriidea, Diphyllobothriidae.
AUGCAUGCAUCUCGCACGCUAACCCCUGCGGAGAAGAACUAUGGGCAAAUAGAGAAAGAAGCUCUAGCCCUCGUGUUUGACGUCAAGAAAUUUCACAAACUGUUGUACGGUCGCCACUUCACGUUGUUGACGGAUCACAAACCAUUGCUGUCAAUCUUCGGUUCGAAGAAGGGCAUUCCCGUCUACUCAGCCAGCCGACUUCAGCGAUGGGCAACCAUUCUUCUUGCUUACGAUUUUAACAUUCGCUACUGUCGUACCACAGUCUUUGGUCAGGCUGACGCCCUUUCUCGCCUCAUCAGCAAUCAGCGGGAACCGGAGGAAGACACCAUGAUUGUUGCCAUUUCGAUUAAGGACGAUGUGCGCGUCAGUUAUCAGACGCCAUACGAGGUAUCCCUGUCACUGCCGCGGAUAUCCGGCAUGCUACUAAACAGGAUCCUGUCCUCCGUCAGGCCAUCACCUACGUGCAGACCUGCUGGCCAACCACUGCUCUCGCUGGUGAUCUUCGUCAGCUCUUCCUCCGCCGAGCAUCGCUAUCUGUGGUUGACUCCUGCCUCACGUUUGCGGACCGUGUGGUGAUCCCAUCUUCCCUCCGACCCACUGUACUACGCCAGUUUCAUGCUGGUCAUCCUAGUACCAGCCGAAUGAAGUCAAUUGCUCGCAGUUUUGCUUACUGGCCGGGUAUCGACGGCGACAUCGACGACCUGGUUCGACGCUGUUCUCGAUGUCAGCAAGCUGCCAAGAUGCCGCCUCGUCAACCGCCAGUACACUGA